AUGGCAUAUCAGGCAGAAGCUAUCUUGACAGCCAACGUUUCUGCGCUUAAUCAAGAACAAAACCAAGGACCCGAGCGCCUUUUCCAAAUUUUGGAAGAUGCAGUCAUCAAGCCUGAUGAAGCGCUUCUAAUGAAUGCAGAAGAAUUGAAAAACAGGCACGAGAUUAUUGAUCAAGCCUGGGACAAGGUUCGAAAAUGGCUCUGGGCAAACGAAAGUCAAGACAAGCGUGCUGCAGCUGCCUACAUUCGUGGAAAUGGAGAGGUUACGUCCCUCCAUCUUAUGUGCAAGCUUAACGAUCCACCACCGGAAUUGGUGGGUGACCUGGUUGAUUCUGCUCCAGAGGUUGCUAGUUUUGCUGACACUCAUGGCUGGUUGCCUUUGCAUCAUGCUUGUGCCAACGGAGCUUCUACCGCUGUCUUGGAGAUCCUUAUCCACGCUUACCCCGAGAGUAAGCUCAUUCAAGAUAACCAGAACCGUACUCCCCUUCACUUCUACGCUACAAGAAACACUGACAACCCAGAUGUCAUGACAAAGAACGUUCGUCUCCUUUGCGACAGUGGAGCUGCGGAGCUUUCCGAUCGCGGAGGUAUGCUUCCCAUGCACUAUGCCUGUGCCUACGGAAGUAAUGCCGAUGUUCUCAAGGUCCUUGCGGAUGCAUUUCCAGAGAGUCUUACCACCAAGGAUAACAAAGGAAAGACUCCUAUGCAUUUGACCAUGGUCAAUGGUCAGCGUGAUACUAGUCCUGAUGUUCUGAAGUUCCUUUUGGAUACAGCCGGAAGAGAAACGAUCAAUCUUAGAGAUACUGAAGGCAAUCUUCCUUUGCAUUUGCUGAAUCUUGGUCUAAGAGGUGUGGAUUUGGACAGCGACGGUGAGAAGCUGCAAAACGCUUCUGAAUGCCUUCGCAUCUAUCUUGCUGCCAAACCAAAAGCAUCUGCUGAUUUCUUGGCCGAAAUUCAGAAUCUACCAGAAGAACUCCUUGAUGUGGCUGUGGUCAGUCCUCACGUUCGUAAAAUCCUCAACAACAAGAUCGUUAGGAGAUUCCCUACCAGUGUUGUUAUGACGGAUUUGUACAUGUACAUUCUUUUGAUUAUCGCCUUUGAAGUCGCUUCCACUCAUCACAUUGAAGUUCGCUUCAUGGAAGAGGUGUUAGUAACAGAAACGACACUUGAAACUCUAUUUCGCUAUGGUCUCUUUGUGGGUUCAGGGUAUUUCCUUUUGCGUGAGUUGACGCAAUUGGCAGCUCUUGUUGGACUUGGACUUGGUCUAGGAUCUUGGAUUUAUGAUACAACAAAUUGGUUAGAUGUUAUGGUUAUUUCCAUGGUUGGUACCUUUGCAGCUCUCAUGAGUGAUCCGAGAGGAUUAGAGAUAGGCGGAGAUCCAGAUGAACUGUGGGGUAUAGACAACAAAUCAUUCCGAGCUGGCUGUGCUUUUACGAAGAUGGUCCUUUGGGUUGCAGUUGUGUAUUUCUUGAAGUCUCUCAGUAUCAACUUUGCCGUUUUCCUUGAUGGUGUGGUAUACGUUGUGAAGCGUCUCGUUGCCUUUCUCAUGGCCGUUGCGUGUAUUUUGGUUGCAUUUGCACUGAUGUUUGCCAUUUUAUACCAAGAGGAAGAGAUGUGCGAUGCAGGGAUUAUGGCUAACGCAAGUCAAACGAUUCCGGACUGUACCGACCCAUCGUUCCCUCACUGUUCGAUCGAAUUCUCACUAUUGAAGGCAUAUUCCAUGAUGAUGGGAGAAAUCGGCUCUGAAACAAGAUACGAUGGAAUCAUUAUGGCACAAAUUCUAUAUAUCCUAUAUGCUUUCUUUGUGGUCAUUCUUCUCAGUAAUGUGCUCAUCGCUAUUGUGACAGAUUCUUACGAAUUCAUUCAGAAUGACAGAGCUGCAAUCGUUUUCUGGACAAAUCGUUUGGAUUUCGUCGCCGAGACUGACGGUAUGUCCUCCAUUAUUCUCGGUUGCUGUGGACUUAAUCCCUCUUCGAAGGGCGCCGCAGGUGCGCCUACUCGGGUUCAGGAACGACCUGGCGGAACAACAAUUCUGGAUGACGACGAUGAUGCUGAAAGUGAAAACAAGGAGUUCAUGUGGCACAUCUGGUCAUCUCUGACUGGGCUAUUUACCGAGUCGCACUUCUACGAGGACGAGAAGGUGUCCUUCACAAACAUUGAAUUCUGGGUUUUCGCUGCAUACCAGUGCUUUGCUCUUUUGGUUGUAAUUCCAAUCUGGGUGGUUCUGGGUGUUGUGACCGUCGGAAUCCUUUGGCCUCCACAAGUCCGUGAAUACAUGUUGCUUCAAUCUGAGACAGGGCAAAUUUCUCAGCAAUCCCGUGAACGUCAAAAGUUGGAGCAGUUGCGUGAUAUUCAAGGAGAUAUCGCACAAUUGAAGGCUGAUAUUCAACGAGAGAUUGAAGCUGAUCGCAGUGAUAUGGCUCGAAUGAAGAUGGACGUUGAGAACGUUCAAAGUGAGGUACUGUCUGAUUUGCAGCAGAUUAAGGAACUCAUGACCACUCUAUUGGACUUGGGUGGUAUGGCACAAGGAAUGUGA
Cylindrotheca closterium is the source of this 2535-nucleotide messenger RNA. NCBI's taxonomy places the organism in Eukaryota, Bacillariophyta, Bacillariophyceae, Bacillariales, Bacillariaceae. The record is from the annotation of a GenBank genome assembly.